AGCACAAACAUAUAUCUUCAUAAAAAAAUGGCUUCCAUACUCGCAAAAAAUCUCUCCAUAUGCUUGAUACUUGUCUUGUGUGCAUGUGCAUGCGCAUUGGACACCGCCGCGUCUCGUGCCUACGACUUCCCGUCCGUGACUAAAAAGUUCGAGGAGUGGAUGACUCGGCAUGGGCGUGACUAUAGAGACGACGCCGAGAAGGCGAAGCGUCUGAAGAUUUUCCAGGAAAACCUGCGGCUCGUCGAGGAGUUCAACAGCGCGGCGAACCGGACUUACGAGCUCGGAUUGAACAAGUACUCGGAUUUAACCAACGAGGAAUUUGUGGCAACAUAUACAGGAUACAAAUUGCCAUCAUCAACACGCAGGAAUUCCUCCAAACUCCAUUCAUUUCAGGACCAAGGUCCGAAUAGCAUUCCGGACAGCGUCGAUUGGGUCAAAAACGGUGCAGUCAACCCUAUAAAGUACCAAGGCCAAUGUGGAUCUUGUUGGUCGUUCUCCGUGGUGGCGGCAGUGGAAGCGAUCACGCAGAUCACCUCAGGCGUGCUGCCAAACCUGUCCGAGCAGCAACUCAUAGACUGCGCCACCAACGGCGGCAACCAGGGCUGCCAAGGCGGCUGGAUGGACAGCGGCUUCCAGUACAUCAUCGACAACAAAGGCAUCAGCUCCGAGUCGGACUACCCGUACGUCGGGGCCGACGGGACCUGCGACAAGCAGGCCUCGUCCGUCGCCGCGGCCAAGAUAUCGUCCUACACGGAUGUCAACCCGAGCGAGGACGACAUGCUGGCAGCCGUGGCGAUGCAGCCGGUGUCGGUGGCGCUCGACGCGAGCGGGUCCGAGUUCCAGAAUUACAAGGGCGGGGUCUUCGCCGGCCCGUGCGGCACCAGUUUGAACCAUGCAGUGGCCGUGGUUGGGUACGGGGCGGACACGGACGGGACCAAGUUCUGGUUGAUAAGGAACUCUUGGGACGUUUCGUGGGGCGAGGAAGGGUAUAUGAGAAUUCAAAGGGAUGCUGGAGUUGAAGGUGGACUUUGUGGAAUUGCUUCGAAAGUUUCUUAUCCCGUUGCAUAAGUAUUUAUCUAAGAGAUUAUGGCUUCGAGUUCUGUCGAUAUGAACUAAGCUUAGUCUAAGUUGAAAUAUUUCGGGUCAAUUACUAUAGUUGAUCUCGUGUAUUUACUGUUUUAAAUUUCAGCUAGACCCCAUGCGACCUUUGCUGGGUUUCUUAUGCUGAAGUUUCUUGAGUGGGUACUGUGUUUCUAUGAUAAUGAGUAAUGACAAUAAAGAAGAUUUGAAGACAGUCCUU
Molecule: messenger RNA, 1300 nt
Organism: Rhodamnia argentea
Lineage: Eukaryota; Viridiplantae; Streptophyta; Magnoliopsida; Myrtales; Myrtaceae
Product: zingipain-2-like
Exons: 2
Coding region: 28-1068 (346 amino acids)
Cellular component (GO): lysosome
Molecular function (GO): cysteine-type endopeptidase activity
Source: RefSeq, a predicted model, not a curated record